Messenger RNA from Opisthorchis viverrini, 1761 nucleotides. RefSeq lists its product as hypothetical. Lineage: Eukaryota; Metazoa; Platyhelminthes; Trematoda; Opisthorchiida; Opisthorchiidae. Gene Ontology annotation, biological process: regulation of transcription by RNA polymerase II. The transcript has 3 exons. The annotation marks the transcript as partial. Gene Ontology annotation, molecular function: DNA-binding transcription factor activity, RNA polymerase II-specific; RNA polymerase II cis-regulatory region sequence-specific DNA binding; zinc ion binding. The record is from RefSeq and is a predicted model, not a curated record. Gene Ontology annotation, cellular component: nucleus.
CCACUGCACUUUUGUUCCCAAUGGCCUCCAGUGAGCUAGUGCGUUGCAAAAGUAGCGAAAGUCCCCUCACAAUAUUCAUCGGAAAUAACAGCGCCAACAGUCAACCUAGUUUCAACAGAUUGUGUCCAUACUGCCUGACAAAGUCUAACCACCCACGACUGGGACGCGGAGAAGCUUACGUCUGUGGUUACAAGCCAUAUCGAUGUGAAAUAUGCAAUUACUCGACAACGACAAAGGGAAAUUUGGCCAUUCAUCAACAGUCGGACAAACAUUUAAACAAUGUCCAGGAGCUGGAGCAGACAGGCGUUAAACCGGUGACAAAGACCCCCACAUGCUCUACACACACUCAUCCAGCUUUUUCCAUGUUGCCUUCGACGCACUUACAGUCAAAUGUCCAGAAGGCCAGUGUUGACACAAUCUCCCCUUGCGGAAGCAGUGACCCAUGUGUUCCACGUCGAAACGGGGAACCGGGCAAAUCUUCGUUCAUUUUUCCCAGGGAGUCAUUGACAUCGGAAACUGAUGAAGAGGAUUUUGCUGCAUUUAACAACGGAUACUUACAUAUGACCAAAUUAUCGGUUGACUGUAAUUCCGAAGACACGUUGAGCACAGAAAAAUUUGUUGCAAAACUCACCGAGUCAUCACCAUACCCGUUCGCUUGCCAAGUCUGCUUUGCAUUCACCACUGACAAAUUGGAUGUAUUGCUGAAGCAUGCAGAACGCAUCCGCAUACCUCUAAAUCAGAACCAUAUGACUCCAUUCAUCACCACCCACUCUGGUGGCUUUUGGCUCUGUCGCCUGUGCUCCUAUAAAAGUCCGCUGAAAGCAAAUUUUCAACUGCAUUGUAAGACAGAGAAGCAUUCGCAGCGGCUGAGCCUCCUGUUACAUGUGUGCGAAGGUGGCCCAGCAAACCAGUUACGUGUUUUUGGUCUAAACGUUUCUGAUCACAAAGGUGGUACUGGAACACAAAGUCAUUUGGAACUCAUACGGCUUUUUGAAAAUGGACAAGUCCAACGACAAAACAAUGUACAUUCAACAUCAAACGUUCAGCUGCUUUGUUUGGCUUGCGACGUUUCAACCACAUCUGUACACAAGUUUCGGAUCCACUGCCAGUGUAGUCGUCAUUUACGAGCGGUGGCUCUUUUCAGUUGGUUGGUAAGUACGCGGAGCUUUUUGUGGAACAAGCUUGCUACAUGGUCCCUUACAUACAUGGACAAGCUACGAGAAUCAGCUGCAGUGGAGGACUCGGAUCACGAAAUCAGACCUGUUUCUGUUUCGGGAAAAUUUAGUGAAACAAUACGCAAAUUGUCCCACAUGUUAACUCAGGUACAUGUUGAGUACAGAUGUUUCUCCGGGUGCUCAAACGAGGCGGGCCAGGAGUACGAGGAUACGCUUCAGUUUGAAACGAUGGCUAAAGCUCUUUCACAUUGGCAUUCAUUGGAACACCAACAAAGAAUCAUGCGUCAAUCGACCCACUGGAUCAGCACCAGCGAAUGUCAUUCCAACGUUCAGGCCUGCCGCGAAGGCAUCGAGGUUAUCUGGGUACUGGAUGAAUUCAAAGGAUCAGUUCACCAAUGGACAAACCUAAUAGCCCAAAUGUUAGACAGUGUUGCGAUGAAACAACCACAGAUUUCAAGCGGGAAUUCUCAGAGUACCGAUGAAUCAACAUGCGCGGUAACGAUGAGUAACUAUUUUCCGCCUAUGAACGGAAUGUAUUCGCCGGAGAUGGCCCAACUAAAAGACGCAGAGUUCACAAAGAUACAAA